This is a messenger RNA of Thelazia callipaeda (thelaziosis nematode), 1794 nucleotides long. The record is from the annotation of a GenBank genome assembly. Lineage: Eukaryota; Metazoa; Nematoda; Chromadorea; Rhabditida; Thelaziidae.
AUGCAGCAAGCUAGCAAUGCUGUGACAAAGUUCUCGAAAGAAGUGAACUGGCGUUCUUUGCAUGGACUCAAACGUGAAAGGCCAAGUGAACAGAUUCAGACAUCGAGGUUUGCGUCAUCACCUCAUGAAGUCUAUAAACAGUCGAUCUAUUCAUUUUUGCCAACAGUUCCAUCAGACGCGAAAAGACCACGUCUGCACUCGAUUGCUACUGUGCCAUCGAUUAAGCUGACAUUAAAAUUGUCAGGACGAAGCCCUUAUGAGGUGUUGGAAGAAUGUUUAAAAUUAACAGAAAUUGGCGAUAAAUUAGGAACACUUUCACGUAUACGAGAAUAUUUUGGGGACCAUUUGUCAGUUCUUAGUGAUGAUUCACAAGUACAAAGUGUGCAACUUUUGAUCCAAAUUGCAAUAACUUCGAAAGUUGCAGAUGUAAGUAAUACUUGCUUACAGUAUGCACAUCAUAUUUGCACUAACACUAAAAUGAAACAGAAUGUGUGGGAUGGAAUCGUCGCACUGUUGACAGAUAAGACCAAAAAAGAGUCAAGCCUUUUAUAUCGACCUGGUGUUUACGCUUCAUUGUUAGCAUUGUAUGAAUGGGCCCUAUCGGAAAGCUUAACAAUCGGUCGUUCUAUGCUACGAAUGAAUUGUAUUGCAGAGGAGAGUAUUCAGUCACCUAAUCAAAAUGAUCGAAUUGCUGCUAUAAACUUUUUUGUUAUGCGGCUGUUAAGAAGCCAUGAAAACCGUUCAGAAAACGAAUUUAUUUGGUUAGAAGAAUUGUUGUCGAAAGUUGCUGAAGAUCGUGAUUCUCGUGUGCGAAUAGCUGCAAUAAAAGGUCUUAGGAUGCUGGCUACCAGUGGGCGAUCGCUCAGUUUUCAUAACUAUCAGCGAGUCAAAAAUUUAUGUGGAAAUUCAUCGAAAAUAGUUCGUACAGAGGCGUUACAUAUACUUAAAGUAUUCGCGGACCGUCUUCCUGAAACUGAAAUCAGCGCUCGAAAUGGAGCGAAAUUAAGGCUAGUAGACGAUGCAUUUGCUGCCAUUUGUCAUGCAAUCAAUGAUGCUGAGGUUUCUGUCCGCGCCGUGGCUGCUCGACUUUUGGGGGAUUUUAAGCAAGUCUCUGAUUCGUUUUUGGACCAAACACUUGACAAAAAGCUCUUAAAUGCAAUGAGAAUGUCGAAAACUCGCGAUAAUGUUUCAAAAAGACCUCAGUCGUAUGGACUGCGACAUCAACGCUCCCAAACAUCAAGUGAAUGGUCAACAGGAAAAAAGUUGGGUGAGGAUGUUCCAGUCGAAAGGUUUGAUGAAGAACAAGCUAGCAUAAUUUCUUCAGGAGCAUGUGGUGCUUUCGUAACAGCAUUGGAAGACGAAUUUAUGAUGCGGAGGCUGAUCUUUUUUUCUGCGCUCUUGAUUCUUUCGUUGGAUCGUGUUCUGGCACUUUGCUAUACUCAAACGGCAUUCAGUUCUGCUGGUUUCGGUAUAAAGGAAAAACACUCGCGUUUGAAAUCUAGUUUUUUAGUUGUACGCCAGGCUGGUGUGUAUUCUCUUGGUCGAUUAGCUGCAGAUCGUCCAUUUUUAGCUGCUGCAGCAUUGGAUCAUUUAGCUGAUAUGUUUAAUGAUGAAAUUGAACAGGUUCGUUUAGAUGCUGUGCGAGCUUUGACACCAUUGGUUGUUCACGGUAUUUUACAAAAAGAGCAGCUUGACACUAUAUUAACUGUUCUUGAUGUUAGUGAUAUGUGUUAUAAAAUUUGCACUCAAACUUUCCGAAACUUUAAUAUAAUCGACUGUAAAUUAACUUCGUGA